This is a messenger RNA of Magnolia sinica, 3838 nucleotides long. Its product is annotated as probable LRR receptor-like serine/threonine-protein kinase At1g06840. The record is from RefSeq and is a predicted model, not a curated record. Bases 600 to 3461 code for a protein of 953 amino acids. The transcript has 21 exons. NCBI's taxonomy places the organism in Eukaryota, Viridiplantae, Streptophyta, Magnoliopsida, Magnoliales, Magnoliaceae. Gene Ontology annotation, molecular function: ATP binding; protein binding; protein kinase activity. Gene Ontology annotation, biological process: protein phosphorylation.
UUAUAUAUCUAUAUAGUAAAUUCGUUAAUGUUUUUAUUCCAUUUAAUAUGGCAAAAAAAAAAAAAAAAAGCGAUAUUUCAAAAUCUGCCGAUAUGUUAAAAUAUCACGAUAAUAUCGCGAUUGCGGACUCCACACCGGCGCAAGCUAGCACUUCGCGCCACGGAAAGUAUAUAAAUUACUCGCCCGUUUGAAAAUCGACGAGGACUAUUUAAUUCCCACACAGCGAAAGCUCGGAUCCUUCUAUUUUAUUUUUAUUUUUAUUUAUUUUUCCGUCUCUCUAUCUCACCUACCGAGACUCUCUCUCUCUCUCUCUAGAAAUCAAACCACGCGCUGUGAAAAUGUCCCUUUCCGAUCUCAGCGUGCGUCAUUUCGACCUGGUCAGAUCGAGAACGCUUCUACUACUUCUUCUGCUGAUGAUAUCUCAAUACCUCAUAUACUUCCAUUCCUGCCGCAAUUUGUCCAGACGGAUUGGCAGAAACCGCUCUGGAAUCUCUCCAAUUCACUCCGCAAUUUGAGUUCUCCGAAGCAAACUCUCACUUUCCCCCUGAUAUACAGAUUGAGAGAUUCUCUAGAAUUCUUCUUACUUCAAGGAUCUGAAGAUGCCUGGAGUGGGAGUUAGUGUCUUGGUAGCCUUUCUGGUUGUUUCGUUAUGUUGUUCUUCGCUACUUGUUGGUGCACAGAUCACCGAUCCAUCUGAAGUUGCUGCAUUGAGGGCUAUCAAAAGCCGUUUGAACGAUCCUCAGAAGAAUCUUAGAAAUUGGAAUAACGGAGAUCCAUGUACAUCAAAUUGGACAGGGGUUUUGUGCUUCAAUACGACACGCAAUGAUGGAUAUCUGCAUGUUCAAGAAUUGCAGUUGCUGAAUAAGAAUCUCUCUGGAAGUUUAGCCCCUGAGCUUGGUCAACUAUCUUAUCUGGAAAUAUUGGAUUUUAUGUGGAACAAGAUGAGCGGCAGUAUACCCAAGGAGAUAGGCAAUAUUAAGUCUUUGCAACUCCUGCUUUUGAAUGGAAACCAACUAACGGGUUCUUUGCCUGAUGAGAUUGGUUUUCUCCCUAACUUGGACAGAAUUCAAAUCGACCAGAACCAAAUAUCAGGACCAUUACCAAAAUCAUUUGCAAACUUGAACAAAACAAAACACUUCCACAUGAAUAAUAAUUCAAUUAGUGGGCAAAUUCCACGUGAGCUUUCCAGAUUACCAAGUCUUGUUCACUUCCUACUGGACAAUAACAACUUAUCUGGGAUUCUUCCUCCAGAGUUUUCUCAGUUGCCAAACUUGCUCAUCUUUCAAGUUGAUAACAACCACUUUGAUGGGAGUGAAAUUCCACUUUCUUUUGGCAACAUGUCAAAACUAUUGAAACUGAGUCUUAGGAACUGCAGCUUGCAAGGACCUAUUCCCGAUCUAAGCAGUAUACCUAACCUUGGCUAUUUGGAUCUCAGUCAUAACCAGCUUAAUGAAUCCAUACCAUCAAAUAAAUUAUCCGAUAACAUCACUACAAUUGACCUAUCAUACAACAAUCUUAUUGGACCUAUUCCAGCUAACUUCUCGGGUCUUCCUCUUCUUCAGAGAUUGUCUCUUCAGAACAAUUUGUUGAAUGGUUCUGUUCCAUCCACCAUUUGGCAGAACAUGACGUUCAAUGCAACUAAAAAACUUAUCUUGGAUUUCGAGAAUAAUUCGCUUUCAAGUAUUUCGGGCCCUCUUAAUCCUCCUGUAAACGUCACCAUCAUGCUUCAAGGGAAUCCUGUAUGUACUAAUGUAAAUGAUGUCAGCAUAAUCCAGUUCUGUGGGUCUCAGAAUGGAAAUGGAGUGACACCUGGAGGCUCAACAAACACCACAUCCGUUUGUCCCACUCAAGCAUGCCCUACAGAUUUCAAUUUUGAAUAUGUCUCAGAAGCUCCUGUUCCAUGUUUCUGCGCCGCACCUCUUAGAGUAGGAUAUCGGUUGAAAAGUCCUGGAUUCUCAGAUUUUCCUCCAUACGAGGAUCCUUUUGAGGUGUACUUAACCACUGGUCUUAAGUUGGAUCUUUAUCAACUAUCCAUUGAAUCAUUUUUUUGGGAAGAAGGACCUAGGCUAAGGAUGUAUUUGAAGCUUUUCCCUCAGUUUGGUUCUAAUCAAACAUUUAAUGGAAGUGAGAUUCGACGAAUCAGAAGCAUGUUCACAGGAUGGACAAUCCCAGAUAGCGAUAUCUUCGGACCUUAUGAACUGCUCGACUUUACUCUCUUGGGGCCUUAUAAAAAUGAAAUUGAAGGGUCUUCAAAGUCAGGAAUAAGCAAGGGUGCUUUGGCUGGGAUUGUAUUGGGGGCAGUUGCUGUUGCAAUUACGAUAUCUGCAAUCAUUUCAGUUAUUAUCAUGAGAAGACAUACAAAAUACUACCAUGCAGUUUCAAGAAAACGUCUAUUGUCAAGAAUCCCAAUCAAAAUUGAUGGUGUGAAAGACUUCACUUUUGGAGAAAUGGCAUUGGCUACAAACAAUUUCAGCAACUCUACUCAAGUUGGCCAAGGAGGCUAUGGUAAGGUCUAUAGAGGUGUUCUAGCUGAUGGUACUGUGGUUGCCAUUAAGCGUGCACAAGAAGGAUCCUUACAGGGUCAAAAGGAGUUCUUCACGGAGAUAGAACUUCUGUCACGAGUGCAUCAUCGAAAUCUGGUCUCUUUGUUAGGAUAUUGUAACGAAGAGGGUGAACAGAUGUUGGUUUAUGAAUUCGUGCCAAAUGGCACGCUGCGGGAUCACCUUUCUGCCAAAGCAAAAGAACCUUUGAGUUUUGCUAUGAGGUUGCGAAUUGCGUUGGCUUCGGCCAAGGGCAUCCUCUACCUACAUACAGAAGCAGAUCCUCCUAUCUUCCACCGAGAUAUCAAAGCCAGCAACAUAUUAUUGGACUCCAAAAUGACUGCCAAAGUUGCCGAUUUUGGACUCUCAAAGCUUGCGCCAGUUCCAGAUGUUGAAGGGAUUGUCCCUGAUCAUGUAUCUACCGUUGUGAAGGGCACCCCAGGCUACCUUGACCCGGAGUACUUCCUAACCCAUAAACUGACAGAUAAAAGCGAUGUUUAUAGCCUUGGAGUCGUAUUUCUAGAGCUCUUGACGGGGAUGCAUCCAAUUUCCCAUGGAAAAAACAUCGUCCGAGAGGUGAACAUGUCCUAUCAAUCUGGCAUGAUGUUCUCGGUAAUAGACAGCCAAAUGGGUUCCUAUCCUUCGGAAUGCGUCGAGCAGUUCGUGUCAUUAGCUCUCAGAUGUUGCCAGGAUGAGACAGAUGGACGACCGUCAAUGGCAGAGGUGGUCAGGGAGCUAGAGAACAUAUGGCGCCUGACGCCAGAGGCUGACACUGUGCCAUCCGAGUCCAUGUCGAUUGAUACUGGAAAGGCGUCCACACCAGCCCCAUCAUCCUCGACAAGCGCCAAUCCCUACGUGUCAUCAGAUGUCUCAGGGAGUGACCUUCUUAGCGGUGUUGUCCCCACCAUUACACCUCGCUGAUGUGAUUGUGGGAAUUUCUUGUAUAUUGUCCCAGCAGGGAAUGUUAUUUCCGCGUCUCCCAAAAUUGAUAUUUCCACCCCUACAGGUGUAAAUUGGUCAUGGGCGUGCCUUUAAAGUUCUGUGUAGUGACCAAAUUAUCCUUGAAGGUGGAAAUAACAAAUGCAGGAAUGGAAAUAUCCAAGAUAAUUUGCAUGUGUUUUGGAAGUACAAACAGGUUUUUUUUUUUUUUUUCCUUUUUAAUUUUUUGGUGGCAUGUUUAUAACAAAUAAUACUCUCUCUCUCUUUCUUUUUCUUUUUUGUAUGUAUAAUACUACAGUAAUAUUCGUAAUUUAGAAUAUUGUUAAUCAGACAAUAGGAUGCAGAUCGCAGUUGCCUCA